Molecule: messenger RNA, 903 nt
Organism: Owenia fusiformis
Lineage: Eukaryota; Metazoa; Annelida; Polychaeta; Sabellida; Oweniidae
Source: the annotation of a GenBank genome assembly
AUGAGAGAAACAAAGGCUACUAUCGCUGUCCUAUUAGCGUUAUUCUCUAUUUUCCUAAUUGGCACUUAUUUGCGACUUUAUGGUCCAACAUCAACAUCAGUGCAAUUAAAUACAUCUGUUGAUGCAAAUACCAAUCCAUUCAAUACAUGGUGGAAAAUUUACAGAAAGUCUGAAGAUUUUGGAAAUGUUUUUAAAUGGGAUCAUUACCUUGAUAUAUAUCACAGACAUUUUGCGAGGUUCAGAAACAAGGAGUUGACUCUGCUUGAGAUCGGAGUGAGAAACGGCGGCUCUUUGAAGAUGUGGCGAGACUACUUCGGUCCGGGUGUACAAAUCUAUGGCCUAGACAUUGAUGCCAAAGCAAAACGAUUCGAAAAUAAACUAGAGAGAGUGAAGAUCAUAAUUGGAGAUCAGGGAAAUGCAACAUUUUGGACUGAAGCACUGAAAACAUUGCCAAAGUUUGACAUUGUUAUUGAUGAUGGUGGGCACACAAUGAAUCAGUUAAAGGUAACGUUUGAUCAUCUAUAUGACCACGUGAAACCCGAUGGUGGCAUUUAUUUUGUGGAAGAUCUCCAUACCGCUUAUUGGUCAGGAUUUGAUGGAGGAUACAAAAGGUCAGGAACUUUCAUUGAAUACACUAAAGAUCUUAUUGACCAGCUAAAUGCAUAUCAUAGCAAAGAUACGAAAUUGGCUGUUACUAAUUUUACAAGAUGCACACAAAGUAUGCAUAUGUACGACAGUAUAGUUGUGUUUGAGAAGUCAUCACAUCCUAAAUAUCACUCAAUAUUGUCACAGUAAACCACAGAUAAAGCGAGAAAUUAAAGCAAAAUGAUUGCAAUUAUUGAAAAGAAACAGUCUUGUACAUGAAUGCUGAAAAUGUAACAUUUUAUUGAAAACACAUUGGGU